ACGCGCCGGGCACCACCCCCGCGACCUCCGCAGAGGCGCGCUUGGCCACGCCCAUCCCGCGCUUGGCCACGCCCCCGGAGCGCGGGAGCGGCGCGGCCCCGCAGUCCGCAGUACCAUGCGGCUCUCGGUCCUGCUGAGCGCGGCACGGCCGCGGCUGCCCCCGGGCUACCGGCACGGCAUGUGGCCCCCGGACUCCACGGCCGCCCGGCUCCGCAACCCCCCGGGGCAGCGCCGCCGCAAGGUCUUCGUGGAACCCAUCGCCAAGGACGACUGGAAGGUGUUUAAGGGUGACACGGUGCAGGUGCUGGUCGGGAAGGACGCGGGGAAGCAGGGCUUGGUCAGCCAGGUGGUGCAAGCCCGCAACUGGGUGGUGGUGGAAGGACUGAACACGCACUUUCGCUACGUCAACCGCACGGCCAAGUACUCGGGCACCUACAUCGCCAGCGAGGCGCCGCUGCUGCUCAGCCAGAUCUCCCUGGUGGACCCCGAGGACCGGAAGCCCACGGAGGUGGAGUGGAGGUUCACGGAGGAGGGCGAGCGCGUCCGCGUGUCGCUGCGCAGCGGCCGCAUCCUGCCCGUGCCCCCGCAGCCGCGCCAGGACGGCGUCGUUCCCGAGCAGUGGAUCGACGGCCCCAAGGACACGUCGAAGGAGGACGUGCUGGCCAAGACGUACCGGCCGUCGCUGAAGACCUUCGAGGAGGAGGUCAUGGAUGCCAUGGGCAUCGUGGAGACACGCCGGGCCAAGAAAUCCUACUGGUAUUAACUGGGGGAGCUAGGGGCCCCCUGAGGGGGGCCUAGAAAUCCUACUGGUACUAACUGGGGGAGCUGGGAGCCCCCCGAGGUGGGCUCUGCAAUAAACACCCCCUUCAUUUGC
Molecule: messenger RNA, 874 nt
Organism: Serinus canaria (Common canary)
Lineage: Eukaryota; Metazoa; Chordata; Aves; Passeriformes; Fringillidae
Gene: MRPL24
Product: mitochondrial ribosomal protein L24
Exons: 6
Coding region: 116-763 (215 amino acids)
Biological process (GO): translation
Cellular component (GO): ribosome; mitochondrion
Molecular function (GO): RNA binding; structural constituent of ribosome
Source: RefSeq, a predicted model, not a curated record